Molecule: messenger RNA, 1577 nt
Organism: Vigna umbellata (rice bean)
Lineage: Eukaryota; Viridiplantae; Streptophyta; Magnoliopsida; Fabales; Fabaceae
Source: RefSeq, a predicted model, not a curated record
GAAAGAGAAAAUUGACAUGUCACGAACACAGGAAUUCACGUUCACACGAGGCGCGGUGCUGUUCAAAUGCUUAACUCAAUUCUGCUUUUUUUUUUUUUUUUUUUUUUUGUUCCUUAACUCCUUUCUCAAUGUACCAAACCCAUUGUUGGAACCUUCGCAUACUCAGAUCAAACCCUCUACACGAACAAGUCUCUCUCUAAAGGGUUUAAAGACAUCUCCUUUGCAAAGAAUUUUGAGCCUGUUCCCUCGAAACUAUUGCAUGUAAAGACUCAAGCUUUGAUGCUGGAUAUUCGUAUUUCGUUUGCACAUUCAUGUGGGUCAUUGUGUGGAUGCCUCAGUUUCAGCAAAGGGAUAAAAGGGUCUGUGUGAGUGUGACUUGAGGAGGGUCUUUCCUUCAAUUCAGUUCAAGGGUAGCCUUGUGUUCUUUUCAUAUUGGAGCAUGAGUUUGCUUGUGGGGUGGAUUUUAAUUUUCAAACCGUAAGCGAUAUCACCCUAUUUGGAAAAAAGUAAGGAUUUUGCAAUUGUAGUGAAGUGGGAAGCAUUUGUUUUAGUUGAGGGAGCAAAGGAUGAUUCAGCUUUUGUUCUUGGUAAUUUUUGCUGAGGUGGUUCUGGCAUUUCUUUUGUUGGUGAAGAUAGGACCCUUGAGAGAUCUUGUUAUAAAGAGCCUGGAUCAAUUGAAGAUGGGUAAGGGUCCAGCUACAGUAAAAACUAUUGCAGGUACCAUGUCUGUGAUUCUCCUUUCAAGUCUCAUGAGCAUUGUAAAGAUCCAGAACAAAGGUGCUAAACUUGGAACGAUGUCGCCCAUGGAUCAAGUUCUGUGGAGAACUCACUUGCUGGAGGCUUCCCUCAUGGGUUUUACAUUAUUCCUUGGAUUUCUUAUUGAUCGAAUCCACCAUUAUCUUCAAAAACUUGUUAAUUUAAGGAGUAAUGCAAGAACUUCAAACCAAGAAUUAGAAAACCUUAAAAAGGAAACUGUGCAACUUAAAGAAAAGGAUGAGAAAGCUUCGAAGGAGAUACAACAGCUUAAGGAAGAACUUUCACGGGUGGCCGAAAGUUUGAAAAAGAUAAAAUUGGAAUCUGAAGAGAAGGACAAGAAAGUUGAGACUGCUGAAGCACAUGUUGCUUCCCUCCAAAAGCAAGCUGCAGAUCUACUACUUGAAUAUGACAGACUCUUAGAAGAAAACCAAAAUCUGCAGGCUCAAACACUGGGACACAAGAGUUGAGGAAUGGCUGAGAUGCAUUGAUAAACAAAUUUUGGGGAUGAGAUUUCUUCAGGGCCAUCCUUGGUUAGGUUGCAAAAUCUUUAUUUUGAAAAAAAAAAAUAUCUUUUGUUCCUUUUUGAAAAUGCAGCAUUGACCAAAAGAGCUCUGUGCUAAGUUUAUAAGUUUUGCAGUUCUUUUUAGUUUGUUCUCGAUUUAGUUAUCAGAUCAUUGCGUAACAAAUUCACCAUCUUGGUUUUUUGUUGUCUUUACCUCUUUUAUUGUUUGGAUGCAUGCUGAAGUAUUUUUGGUGGCACAAAUAGUCAUCAAGAAUUACAAAGGGUUUGUUGAAUUUCAACAUUAUAAUUGUGCCUUCAA